Messenger RNA from Prorocentrum cordatum, 1221 nucleotides. Lineage: Eukaryota; Dinophyceae; Prorocentrales; Prorocentraceae. The record is from the annotation of a GenBank genome assembly.
GCCAGUAUGAUGCACCGCGCUUGUCGAGCAAUGCUGCUCUAGCGGAUAGGUUGGACGUGUCGCGACGGUACAUCGAGAAGAAAACUCAAUCAUUUGGCUACGUGUUCGGCCCAGUCCGGCCGCGUUGCGCAACAUAAGUUUGCGAACGCCACCGCGCAUGCAGCAUCAAAUGAAGAUGUGUGGAUCGAACUGUGCAGUUACGACGCCACGCCGACGAAUGCCAAUGUGUCCGAACACGUCGAAGAUAUUUUUGGCCGCGCAGGUGCCAUCGCCGACCAGGCGGAAUUGGAGCUAUUAGGGGUGCUGGCUUCUUCAUCAGGCGGCAGGUUGCCGCCCGCAGCUUCGACGAGCCAGGCGUCAACGCGAGCUCAUUUGCUGGAAAAAGAGUAGGGGUACGCGAUGUGGGUGACGGCCCCCGACCAGAAUAGAACAGACCAGUACGUGGCGCACAUCGGGGAUUCUCUCUCUCUCUCUUGGGCGCAGGCAACCGACAGGAUCACGGCAGAAGCAGAUACACGAGCAGUGUUGGAGACCAUUGCUACACCCGCAGCUUCGACAUUUUGCCAUGACGAUGCGCGUCCCCUCCACGGAUUCGGCGAGCGGUAACUUCGUGGUUGAGCGCUCGAUGGCGAAUGACCUGGGGCUCAGAAUGGGCCAACUUGCACUACGGCUGCCACGAUAACAAGGUAGCGAGCGGCAUGGGGUCGGUUUUCGACUUGGUGGAGCCAGUCACCACGGGCACGUUGGACUUAGCGCUGUCGGUGGAGGACGUUUCCAGCAUGGGCAUCUCUAGAGAGGUGUACACUGGCUUGGCCGUUGAGCACAUUGCGCGCACCUCCGCCCCACCGACGUCCGAGGCGAUGGCGCGCAAAACCGUCGUGCUGGACUUGUUCCUCGGCCGUGGCAGGGCAAUUGAGCUGGGGCGGCAUCUGCUGCUAAAUGUCUCCACGGGUGAUUGGCGCAACUUCGGUGCCGCAGAAGUGUACUUGCUGACUGGCCGCCCCACGAGCGCGGGCCAUGUGCGCGCGAACGUCACAAAGGGUAAUUUCCCAUCGUUUGCUCGGCCAUUUUUUUUGUUUUUAUAUAUAUGAAAAAUCCCAGGGCGAUCCAACCUGUCUCGCGGCAGGUCCCGCCGCCGCGGUUGUUCGGUUGCCUCGGCGGCGCUUGCGCGAGGUGGCGCGGGCGCCCUAAGUUUGACGCGCUAUAUAUCCAAGCCCCCUG